UGACAGCUCUGGAGCAGCAGCGUCGGGCGGCCAUGCUGAAGCCGGGCGACCCGAGCGGCUCGGCCUUCCUGAAGGUGGACCCGUCGUACCUGCAGCACUGGCAGCAGCUCUUCCCUCAGGCGCAGCUGAAGCCUCCUCUCGCCCCGCCGCCUCCACCUCCUCCGCCUGACCGCCUCUCCAUCCCUUUGGACGGCCUGCGCCAGUCCCGCCUGCACAGCCACCUCCUGGCCUCCUCACACUGCACCUCCUCCUCUUCCUCUACAUCUUCUUCAGCUCUCACCCCGUCCUCCUCCAUCUCCAUCUCCACCUCCGCGGGGAUCUCCCAGCUCCCCGUGCCCCAGCAGAUCGCUCUCUUCGGGCAGGCGUUGGCCCCCGUGUGCGGCGGGCCUGGAGGACCGGGAGGAGAUCUGAUCGUAGUGGUUCCUCCGGAGAACCAGCAGCAGGGUCACAGAGAGCCAGCAGCGGUGGGGCUCCUCCACCAGGCCAAAGAUCAGAGCUGUGUGGGGGUCGGGGUGGUGUCGUCCAGUGUGAAGAGCGGAGGAGGAGAGGAGGGAGGCAAAGGAGCAAGGUUCAAGCUGACCUCUGAGGAGCUGGACUACUACCUGUACGGACAGCAGAGGAUGGAGAUCAUCCCGCUGAGCAACCACACGGGAGAGACCAACAACCCCGUGGACACGUUCAGCGUCACUGAAGAUUUAACAUCCAGAGGGACGGCGGGGAGUCCACCGAGCGGGGUACGGGAGUCCGCUCUCUUCAGAGGGACGAGGAGAGGAGAGGCGGGGGGACGGAGGAGAGGAAGAGUAAAACAGGAGGGGUGGGAGGAGACACGGGGAGAUAAGGAGGAGGAGGAGGAGGAGGCUGAUGAAGAGAGCAGAUAA
This is a messenger RNA of Notolabrus celidotus (New Zealand spotty), 878 nucleotides long. RefSeq names its product putative histone-lysine N-methyltransferase PRDM6. The transcript is spliced from 3 exons. The coding region runs from base 33 to 878 and encodes 281 amino acids. The record is from RefSeq and is a predicted model, not a curated record. Lineage: Eukaryota; Metazoa; Chordata; Actinopteri; Labriformes; Labridae.